Molecule: messenger RNA, 705 nt
Organism: Penicillium nucicola
Lineage: Eukaryota; Fungi; Ascomycota; Eurotiomycetes; Eurotiales; Aspergillaceae
Product: SRPBCC domain-containing protein
Exons: 1
Coding region: 1-705 (234 amino acids)
Source: RefSeq, a predicted model, not a curated record
AUGACCACCCUCCAACACCCAACGCUCAAAGAUCCAAGCAACGCAACCCGCUCAACCCCAACAAUCACCCCAGAAGCCGCAGUCCUCCACAUCGGCAGCUCCACCUUCAUCGACGCCCCAGCAGCCAAAGUAUGGGAGACCUUAACAAACACCUCAACCUGGCCAGCCUGGAACUCCUUCGUACCUCGCGUAACCAUCCGCUCCCAGCCCUCCAACACAACCAAUGCCACCAAUGAUACCACCGACCUCUCCCCAGUCUUCCAAAAAGACACCCGCUUCAUCCUCCACGUCCGCAUGGACCCUACCUCAACCUCCGAAAAGCCCCAAGCGUCGACAGACGUCUACGGCCGCGUAACAGAGAGCACAGCACCUAAUGCUGAGACGGGCGAAAAUGGCCGCAUCGUUUGGGGCGUUGACCCUGAUGCGCCGGGCGCGUAUUCGCCGUCCAUGCUGAAGGCGGAGCGGGUCCAUGAGGUCACAGCUGUUGAGGGCGGGACUGAGGUGAGGAAUUGGGAGGCGCAGACUGGCUGGCUUGUUUAUAUUGUAAAGGUGAUGUAUAAGGAGCGACUGAGGGCUAAUUUCCAGUUGUGGGUUGAUGAUUUGACCCGAUAUGUUACCCUUCUGACUAAAGAUGCAUCCGGUGGGGAGAAUAUCGAUGCUGGUGGAACUGACGAUCCGGUGGAGGAGGGUGUGACCUCUGCCUGA